Messenger RNA from Plasmopara halstedii, 222 nucleotides. RefSeq lists its product as uncharacterized. The record is from RefSeq and is a predicted model, not a curated record. NCBI's taxonomy places the organism in Eukaryota, Oomycota, Peronosporomycetes, Peronosporales, Peronosporaceae. The transcript has 2 exons. The coding region runs from base 1 to 222 and encodes 73 amino acids.
AUGAGCAAUGAUUUGGGUACACACGGCAUGAAUGUAGGUGAACGCCCUUUUCCGCACGAAGCACAAAGCGUGGGAUUGGCUAUCAUGAAGCAAUUAGCGUCUGAGAUGUACUCGUUUAUAGCUGCUCUACCAUAUCUAUCAAGCAAGAAAAUAAAUAUCCUUUUGCUUGCACUCAAAAAGGUAGGCACUUUACAGAAAUGCCCUCGCGAUGGGAGCCAGUAA